GCUGGGUUGGGGUUAUAGGAAGUGAUGGCUCAGGCUCAUUCGGGUUUGUGUAUUCAUGGGGAGUUUUUUCAUGAGAAGGAGGAAGGAGUUAGGGAGCUCUGAAAUGGAGGGAGAUGGGGUAUAUGUCGGCUUAUUUGGAUUUUAACUACUGCCACGUUAGGCCAGCCAUAUCCUUCCUAGUUUGACAUGUUUACGAAUAAUCGGAGGCAAGAAGAGCGGACUGGAAAAUAUGGAACUCCCCGGGUAAAUUACCUUCAGGAAUUGGUGAGUCAGUUUCAGAAUGCUACUGAUGAAGAGAUAAAGGAGAGAAUUGCUGCUAAUCUAGCAAACUUUGCAUAUGACCCUUACAACUACACAUUCUUGCGCCAGCUUAAUGUUUUGGAACUUUUCCUCGACUGCAUGACAGAGCCCAAUGAGAGGCUUGUGGAGUUUGGUAUUGGAGGAAUCUGCAAUGCCUGUGUUGAUCCGUCAAAUGCUGCAGUUGUAAUUCAGUGUGGUGGAAUCCCUCUUGUCAUUCAAUGUCUCUCUAGUCCUGUCCGAAACACGGUGAACUAUGCUCUUGGGGCUCUGUAUUAUCUCUGCAGUGCAUCAAACAAGGAAGAGAUUUUGAAGCCAGAAGUAGUGGAUAUCAUCAAAAGAUAUGCUUCAGCUGGUGCAGUUAGUGUGAGCUUUAGUAACAUGGCCCAGGCUUUUCUCGAUAAGCAUGUCUCUGAGCUGAACCAAGCAUAGGAUUAGGAAGCCCAAUGAGACUGUGGCAUGUAGAAAUUGUAUUUAUCAUGUGUUCAUCUUCUAUUCUAAUUUCUUUUGCGACUUAAAACAUCCCUAUCUAUAUGCAUAAAAUUGUUUUUACCGUGUU
Molecule: messenger RNA, 856 nt
Organism: Coffea arabica (coffee)
Lineage: Eukaryota; Viridiplantae; Streptophyta; Magnoliopsida; Gentianales; Rubiaceae
Molecular function (GO): protein binding
Source: RefSeq, a predicted model, not a curated record